GUUUCAUUGUGUCUAAUGCAGAACGUAUUAAAUCUGAAUUACUGGCAAUGUGUAAUGAAGAGAACGGAUCAAUGUCCAGACAUGGAUAUCAAAAUAUUUUUGUAUUCCAGCGGUGCUAAACGAAAAAAAUUGAUCGAUGUCCGAAACAAGAACACACUCCGGUACAGCGGUUGGGAUCCUAGCAAAAAAAACGUCAUCAUUAUUCACGGUUUUAACGGAACAGAAAGCAAGACCCCGAUGACAAUCAUAAGAAACGCGUAUCUGAACCGAAAAGACUACAACGUGUUCACYGUGGACUGGGAGCCGCUGACGUUCUUCCCGUGUUACCUGUCCUCGCUGAGCAACACCAGACUGGUGGCCCAGUGCACGGCCCAAUUCUACGCCCAUCUCACCUAUUCAGGGGCAUCGGCGUACGACAUACACUGCGUCGGCCACAGUCUCGGGGCCCACAUAUGCGGCAUGAUCAGCAACCACUUGACGCACAGACAGCACAAGAUCAUUGGUCUAGAUCCGGCCAGGCCGCUUGUGGACAGGUACGGUUCGGCCGAGUUCCGGUUGACCAGGGACGACGCGACCACUGUUCAGGUGAUACACACGAACGCUGGAUUCCUCGGCGAAGCACCACAAGUGGGACACGUCGACUUUUGCGUUAACGGCGGUCGUCUGCAACCGAGCUGCGCCAAGGAGCCCAGGAAUAUCCGUCGAGCCCGGUGCAGUCACUUCCUCAGUGCUUGUUUCUUCGCGGCUUCCGUCUCGGAACGGGGUAAGCGCCACCAGGGCAUCCCCUGCACGUCCACCUGCGAACCRCUGUCCAGGACGUACGCCAAAGACGUGCCCGUGUCCAUGGGAUUCCACACUCCGGACAAUGCUCGAGGAACGUACUGCAUUCAAAUGCGUAACAGUAAAGCGUGUCCAUUCGAUUAGACCAGAACCUCCAACAGG
Molecule: messenger RNA, 942 nt
Organism: Diuraphis noxia (Russian wheat aphid)
Lineage: Eukaryota; Metazoa; Arthropoda; Insecta; Hemiptera; Aphididae
Product: phospholipase A1
Biological process (GO): lipid catabolic process
Molecular function (GO): lipase activity; serine hydrolase activity
Source: RefSeq, a predicted model, not a curated record